Molecule: messenger RNA, 1432 nt
Organism: Cimex lectularius (bed bug)
Lineage: Eukaryota; Metazoa; Arthropoda; Insecta; Hemiptera; Cimicidae
Product: trypsin-like
Exons: 7
Coding region: 35-973 (312 amino acids)
Biological process (GO): proteolysis
Molecular function (GO): serine-type endopeptidase activity
Source: RefSeq, a predicted model, not a curated record
AUGCUGAUCCCAAUGUCAAAUUCAGUCAGUAGACAUGAAAAGUUUGUGCGGUCUGCUUAUCGCUCUGCUGAUCCCAGGGGAGUUGUUAACGCAUAGCAAUGGGGAGCAGCCUGAUAGCAAAAUCGUCGGGGGGACGGAUACCAGUACAGACGAAUUCUCUUGGUUCACAGCGCUAGUGCAUUAUAGAGAAUUUCUUUCGAAUUCAUCGUUGAAAGUUUGGUGUGGGGCUUCUCUAAUCAGUCCCAACAAGGUUUUGACAGCAGCGCAUUGCUACCGACCCUUACGUAACAGUGGAGGAAAUUGGAUGUCGCACCUAAUCGCUGUAUUCGAUCUGAAGAACAGAUGCAAACGCGAAUACGCUGGUGCCAGCAUGAUAAUAAAAGUGGACAUGCAUCCUUAUUACAAUUCUGCGACGGAUAAAAGCGACUUGGCCAUCGGAACGCUCCGUCUUUACAUCUCGAUAUCUCCCGUACGCCUUGCACCGAAAAGUUUAAAUGGAGUUAAUAAAUCGAAAACGGCCCACAUCCUCGGUUUCGGCGCAACCACGGAAGGAGGGUCAAGUGAACCUUGCACACUCCUGAAGGCUGCCAUCAAAAUGUAUACCAGAAAUCAAUGCCAAACCACAGAAAUUUACAAAUACAUACAAAACACUCCUGGAGUGAUAUGCGCUGGUGUUAAAAACGGGUCACGCGACGCCUGCCAGGGUGAUAGUGGAGGGCCUUUGGUUAGGUUUUCGAAAGGUGUUCAAAUACUUCAAGGAGUCACCUCUUUUGGUAAAGGUUGCGGUCGUCCAAACUCUCCUGGCAUUUACACCGAUGUGUCCUACUACAGGGACUGGAUUGAUGAGAAAAUCGGUAAAAAGAAGGCAACCCCUUCCAGGAGACCUUUCCGAUUUUCUACUGCUCUGAUAUAUUUUGUAAAGAAGUUUCUCCAAGCUUCUGGUCUGAUCCGAACAGUACGCAACAGAGAAUAAUUGUCAUUGAAAAACAGCGUUUCUCAUAAGCUGUAAAAGUGUGGUGAUAAAAAUUUAAUAAUUUUAUUACAUUUUGAACAUCGUUCUUAUCGCAAAGGAACUAUUGGGCUUUAUCUCAUCUCAAUACGAAUAUCCAAAAUAUCGUUCAAUCUUUUGUAAAUGUAAAUAUUAGAAAGUAAUUGUACAACCUGAGUGUUUACGUUCCAGUCGGAGCUUCUUGCCUAACGAUAAAAAGUUUACAUUUAUCCAAAAUUUGUUUGAAUAAAAGUACAAGAAACUUUGUUUUUCAAAUUGUGUCAAUUUGUAAAGAUUAUUGUUUUCCGUUAGGUCUCCUCAAUUUUUCAGUAUUACUGUCUUCUUUCUUUAUUUGCUAUAUUAUAUUGCUAUGCUAUAUUAUCCAUUAACUUUAAGGGAAAACCUUUGAUGUAAAAAUUGUGUUUUAAAUAAAAAAAAUCAAUC